GGAGGCUUCCAGAUUAAUUCUGAGAAUUACAGAUGCAAGCUCUCCACCUUGAUUUCAGGAGAAAGAAGGGGAAGUUCGUACUGGGUGCUCUGAGGCACACUCAGGCAAGGUCUGAAGUCGCGGCAUGGAUGCUGUGAGCUAUGAUGAUGUGCAUGUGAACUUCACUCAGGAAGAAUGGGUUUUGCUGGAUCCUUCACAGAAGAGUCUCUACAAAGAUGUGAUGCUGGAGACCUACAGGAACCUCAGUGCCAUAGGCUACAAUUGGGAAGAUCAUAAUACUGAAGAACAUUGUCAAAGUUCUAGAAGAUGUGGAAGGCAUGAAGGACGUCACACUGGAGAGGAACCUUCUGAAUAUACUAAAGGUGGUAAAGGCUUUGCAUAUUACAGUCAUCCUCAAUGGCAUGAAAGAGUUCAUACUGGCGAGAAACCCUACGAAGUUAUUCAAUAUGGUGAAGACUUUGCCUAUCACAGUAGUCUUCAAAUAUAUAAAAGAAUAGAUAUUGGAGAGAAACCUUAUGAAUGUAAUCAGUGUGGUAAAGCAUUUACAUAUCAUAGUCAACUUCGAAGACAUAAAAGGACACAUACUGGGGAGAAGCCCUACAAAUGUAAUCAGUGUGGUAAAGCCUUUUCACAAAAUGGCCAUCUUGUAAUACAUAAAAGAACACAUACUGGCGAGAAACCUUAUGAAUGCAAUCAGUGUGGCAAAGCCUUUACAGAUCAAAGUCAACUUCGAAUACAUGAAAGAGCACAUACCGGGGAGAAACCCUACAAAUGUAAUCAGUGUGAUAAAGCCUUUUUACAAAACAUUAACCUCAGAAUACAUAAAAGAGCACAUACUGGAGAGAAGCCCUACAAAUGUAAUCAGUGUGAUAAAGCCUUUGCUCAAAAUGGUCAUCUCAUAAUACAUAAAAGAACGCAUACUGGAGAGAAACCCUAUGAAUGUACUCAGUGUGGUAAAGCCUUUGCAGAUCAAAGUCAACUGCGAAUACAUAGAAGAAUACAUACUGGAGAGAAACCCUACAAAUGUAACCAGUGUGAUAAAGCCUUUGCACAACACAGUAAUCUCCGAAUACAUAAAAGGACACAUACUGGAGAGAAACCCUAUGAAUGUAAUCAAUGUGAUAAAGCCUUUUUACAAAACAUUAAUCUCAAAAUACAUAAAAGAGCACAUACUGGAGAGAAAAGUUAUGAAUGUAAUCAAUGUGGUAAAGCCUUUGCACGUUACUAUCAUCUUCAAUGUCAUGAACGAAUUCAUACUGAAGAGAAACCUUACAAAUGUAAUCAGUGUGAUAAAGUCUUUUCACAAUCACACAGUCUCCGAAUACACGAAAGGACACAUACUGGAGAGAAACCCUAUGUGUGUAAUCAAUGUGGUAAAGCCUUUGCAGAUAACAGUCACCUUCGAAGACAUAAAAGAACGCAUACUGGAGAGAAACCCUAUGAAUGUAAUCAAUGCGGUUCAGCCUUUUCACAAAACAGCUAUCUCAGAAUACAUAAAAGAACACAUACUGGAGAGAAGCACUUUGAAUAAGCAAUAUGAUAAAGCCUUUACAUAUAGCAGUAGUCUCAGAGAUCAUGAGAAAAGUCAGCCUACAGAGAAACCCCAUUAAUGUAGUGAGUGUGGUAGAGUUUUGUACUUCAUUGUGUCUUUAUAUAAGAGGAAAACCUUCAGUGCAUAAUCAGUCUGUUAAAGGCUGCAUAUCCCAGUAGUAUUUGAGGUCCUGAAAGAACUACUGAAGGGAGUCUAUGACUAUAAGGGAUUUGGUCCGAUGUUUAGCCAACACACAUUCAGUUACACAGCAUUUAUCCUAGAGAAAAAGUGUAACACAUGUCAACAGUCUCUUCAAGCAUUAUGUUGUCAUUGUUUUGGUGGCACUUUUUUUUUUUCAUUCAUUUUUGUAUGUUAAACCAUCUCUAUCUCUGGGAUGAAGCCUACUUGAACAUCAUACAAGAUCCUUUUGGUCUUUUCUUUUAUUGAAUUUGGAAGUAUUUUAUUUUUACAUCUGUGCUCACAUGGGAAAUUGGUCUAUAAUACUCUUUUCAUUGAAUCUUUUUGUGUUCUGGGUAUCAGAGUAACUGUGGCUUCAUAAAAUGAAUUGGGUAAUGUUCCCUUUUUCUGUUUUUUUAAAAUUCUGUAAAGAAUAUUUACCUCCGAAUAGGCAAAUCUAGAUGCUGAGAUUUUGGUGAGUUUAUUGUUAACAUCUGCUCCUGUGUGUACUAAACCUUCAAUUUCAGUUCCAUUUGUUUGUAUUUUCAGCUUUUGUCUUUUAUCAUUUCUAGCAGUUGGCUAAAAAUACUCGUUUUUGAUCUCUCCUGAAUUUUUUUCUUUGAUCUACAGAAGGUGUUCUGUCCUUGAUCACGUGUAGACUGUGUUGUUUUUUAACAACAGGCAUUAAAUCUUUUAAUUGCUA
Molecule: messenger RNA, 2411 nt
Organism: Arvicanthis niloticus (Nile rat)
Lineage: Eukaryota; Metazoa; Chordata; Mammalia; Rodentia; Muridae
Biological process (GO): regulation of transcription by RNA polymerase II
Molecular function (GO): DNA-binding transcription factor activity, RNA polymerase II-specific; RNA polymerase II cis-regulatory region sequence-specific DNA binding
Source: RefSeq, a predicted model, not a curated record